GCGGGCGUGGAUGCUGUACAUAAACACCACCUACAUCCCCGUGUCCCCCGUGCUGUGGGCGCUGCCCGUGCUGCUGCUGGUGCUGCUGAUCGCGGUGGUGCUGUGGGCCAUCGUGCGCGGCGUGGAGCGCAUGGAGGGCGACUACCUGCGCAUGGUGCGCCUCAAGGACCACAUGGCCGCCGCGCUCGCCAGUGCGGAGGCGGCUAGCCGCGCCAAGGGCGCGUUUCUCGCCACCAUGUCGCAUGAGAUCCGCACGCCCAUGAACGGAGUGAUCGGCAUGCUGAACCUGCUUCUCCAGACGCCUCUCGACCCCACCCAACUCGACUACGUGGAGACGGCCCGAGCCAGCGGGCGCGCGCUCUGCACGCUGAUCAACGACAUCCUCGACCUCUCCAAGAUCGAGGCCGACCGCCUCGAGCUCGAAGCCCUCCCCUUCGAUCUGCGCGCCGAGAUCGACGACGUGCUCGGGCUGUUUGUCGACCGCACGGCUGAGAAGCCACAGGUGGAGCUGGCGGCUUUUGUCGCGGACUCGGUGCCUAGCCGGUUGGUCGGGGAUCCACUGCGGUUCAGACAGGUUCUGGUGAACCUGAUAGGGAAUGCGUUUAAGUUUACCCAGGACGGUCACAUCCUGCUUUUUGUCCGGGUGGCUGAUGCUGCGGAAAUGGUGGUGCAUGAGGUGAAUGGUCGAAGCCGGAGUCACCACGAGUAUUCCGACGCUCCCUCUGUUCCUGCUGCUGCUGCUGCUGCUGCUGCUGGUGCUGGUGCUGGUGCUGGUGGCAUCGCCUGUGGCCCAACUGCUAGUGCUGGGGCUGGGGCUGGAGCCGGCUCUAACUCUGCUCUAGCUGGAGUUCCUGGGAGCAAUGCACCCAACAGCAACAACGGCAUCAGCGGCAGCGGCAGCGGCAGCACCAACACCCCCUCCGCAGCCCGACUCUCCCCCCACGCACCUCCCAACAACGCCCACUCUUCCGCCCCUGCCCCUUCCCCCACCACCGACCCGCCCACCUCCGCCCCCCUGCCAACGCCCCCGCCGCAGCAGCAGCGGCCGGCGACCGAGAUGGUAGUGGUGGACGCGGAGGGGAAGAAGGAGUACCUGAGUCUGAGCGGGAAGAGGGUGAUGGGGAGUGUGAGCAGCUGGAGCCAGGUGCGGCACCUGCUGGAGAGCGGCGGGGCGGCGGCGAGGAGGAGCGUGAGGGACGGGCAGACGGUGCGGCUGGUGAUCAGCGUGGAGGACACAGGCUGUGGCAUACCGGAGAGGGCACGGCACCUCAUAUUCCGCCCCUUCACCCAAGCGGACACCAGCACCACUCGCCUGCACGGGGGCACGGGAAUCGGCCUCUCCAUCUGCCAGCGUCUGGUGAACAUGAUGCGUGGCAGCAUGUCCUUUGUGUCAUGCGAGGGCGUGGGCACCACCUUCUUCUUCGACGUCGAGCUGCGAGCCGCCCCCCUCCUCUCCACCACCUCCUCCUCCUCCUUCUCCUCCUCUUCCCACACUGACGCUGCUGCUGCUGCUCCUGCUGCCGCUGCUGCUGCCGAUGCUGAGUUGCCUGUGGCUGCAUCCGACCAUGCUUUCGGGCAUUCUCUCGCCCACAGCACGGCUCUAACCAGCAUGGAUCUGGGUGGUGACUCCAGCCAAGCGUUGCCCAAGCAUGUUCCCUCACAGGUUGCAUCAGCUGCUGCUGCUUCAGCAGCAGCAGCAGCGGCAGAAGCACCAGCAGCAGCAGCAGCAGCAGCCGAAUUGACCAUGUCCGUCCCCACCCCCAGUGCGCACGCCCUCACGUCCCACUCCUCUCCUCUCCUCACCGCCCGCGUUCUCCUAGUCGACAACCGCCCCGUGCGCCGCGCGGUAACCGCCUCCUCCCUGCGCCGCCUGGGCCUGCGUGUGUACCUCGCCUCGUCCCUCUCCGACAUCCCCCUCGUGCUCCACCCUUCCGGCCCUGACCCCGGCUUCUCCCCCCCUCUCGAGGUGGUGUUCUCCUCGCCUGACUCUAUCCACAGCAAGGAAGACGCGUUUCCUAAGAGGGGUGUGGCUGUCGCAGGGGGACGGGCAGGGGGAGGAGGGGGAGGAGGAGGGGCAGGGGGGUCCGGAGGGGGGGGCUAUGGGGUGAGCCUUGGCGGAAUAGCUGGCAUGGGUAGGGCGAGUUGCAGUAGUGCGAGGGGGGGGUUCUGGGAGAGGACAGGGAGGGGCGGAGGAGGGACGGAGAGGGAGAGGGAAAUGAGGGAGCCGAGUGCUUAUGACGGCUCACUUACUGGUGGGGCUGGUGGUGGUGUUGGCAGUCGUGCUGGUGGUGCUGGUGCGAAUGCUGCGGGUUUGGCUGGUGCCUCUGGUGGCGGUGCGGGUGUUUCGGGUGGGGCUUUCGCGGAAGCAGGGGGUCCUCUUCAUAGGAAAAGCAGGUCGGAUUGUGAUGCCCUUGGCCUUGCCGCUGCUGCGGCUGUGCUCAAGUACUCCGAUUACACCAACACCAGUACCAUAGGCAAAUCUCCUCUGCUCUUCUCCCCUCCUGCUGCUGCUGUCGUUGCAGCAGAGGAAGCAGCAGAGGCAGAAAGAGCAGAAGCAGCAGCGGGGACAGGAGGAGCAGCAGCAGCAGCAGCACGGCAGCAUGUUACCUAUAACAGGUCUCGGGAGCGGCAGGAGGAACAUGAGAAGCAGGAGGGAGGGGAGGGGCGGAAGGAGAGGGGAGUGUCGCUGGUGUUACUAGAGCAGAGUGUGCUGUUGAUGCGCGGCAGGAGAGUGUCUGGGGAGGAGGUCCGUACAUUGAUCGACCGUGCCCUCAACCCCGCUGUUUUCGCGGCCGCUCCCGCUCGCACGCAUACGGCAGCAACAGGAGCAGGGACGGCAGGAGGGGCCGGAGGGGUAGGAGGAGGGGCGGGAGUGGAGGCAGGGGCAGCAGCGGGGGAUAUCUCUAGCAGUAGCAACCAUACUUGCAGCAACAACCGGAGCAAUCGCACCAGUUUAGGCAACAGCAACAGCAACAGCAGCAGCAAGAAGAGCAAGACUACCAAGGUGCCUCUGCCGAGCAUUGCUGUGCUCGUCCAAACCCCCCCCUCCGACCCCUCGUCUCUCGCUGGCUUUGAUGGCACUGUGAGGAAGCCCCUCAGGCGCAGCGCUCUGCUGGCUGCCCUUCCCCCCCUCAUUGCGAUGCAUGCUGACAGCACUGGUUGCGGCAACAGUGGGUGGGGAGCUGCAGGGACAGGAGGGGUGGGAGCAAUGGGAGGAGAGGGAGGAGUGGGAGGAGUGGGAGGAGUGGGAGGGUCAGAAGGAGUGGGGAUUGGCACCGAGGGUAAUCCUGGGGGUAGGGAGUUGGGGAGGGAUCGUUACACACUUUCACCUGCUGCUGCUGCUGUAGUGGAGGAUGCAAGCACGUAUGAAGCUUGUGUUGAAAGCACUCCGCUCCUAUCCGCCUCCUCCCAUCGCAACGGCGGAUCUGCCCCAUCAGCACCACCACCAGCAACAGCCGCAACAGCAGCAACAGCCGCAGCAACGGCGGAGGCGGCGAUAGCAGGGGGUGCCGGUGGUGUCAGGGGGCAAAGGGGCCCACGGGGCGACAUGGGAGCGAGAGGAGCAAGGGCAGAGAGAGGGGGGGAGAGGGGAGAUUGGGGGUGGGAGGGGUGCAGAGUGCUGGUGGUGGAUGACAAUCUGGUGAAUCGCAAGGUGGUGUCGAAGGUGCUGCAGCGGUUUGGAGUGGAGGCAGUGGCUGUGGACAGUGGAGCCGCUGCUGUGGCUGCGCUGACGUUGCCGCAUGCCUUCCAAGUUGUCUUCAUGGACCUGCAGAUGCCUGGGAUGGACGGGUUGGAAGCCACUCGUCGAGUGAGGCAGGCAGAGCAGCAGUACCAACGCAACCAGCAGCAGCAGCAGCAGCAGCCGCAGCAGGUAUGCCUUCACGUGCCCAUCUUUGCGCUCACAGCGGACUCCAUCGGCGAGGUGCGCCAGCGCUGCGAAGCAGCAGGCAUGGAUGGGUGCCUCUCCAAGCCCAUUGAGGAACGCGAGCUCAUCAAGGUGUUAGGUUCUGCUGUGCCUGCGAGUUAGAGGAGGGAGAGGGAGUGUGAAGGGGAGAGGGUGACUUUGAGAAGGUGGCUUUGAGAGCAUGGCUUUGAGAAGGUGGCUUUGAGCGGUUCGAAGCAAGGGGCAUGGGUGGGUCUCCCAGCCAUCAAGGGAAGGGAGCUGAUGACUCUGCUGCUGGGGCCUCCCCCAGCCCAGCACUGCAGGGGGCCCCUAUCACAGGAGCCCUGUGACUUGAGAGUGUGAGAUGAGAUGUUACUUGCGAGUUUUGAGCAAGGGAGUGGAAAUGAAGUCAGGCAACGUGGAUUGAGGGCUCCAGUGUGGGCCAUUGGUUUUAAGUUAUUCGGGCAGUGCGCACAUUGUCAUACUUUGUAGCAUGCACAUCCUUGUCUAACGUUUGAGCAUGUGUUGCACAUUGCUGUGGCCACUACAACUUGGAUUUGGUACUUCGGCUUGUACUAUAGCCUUGAUUAUUGUCUAUUACUUGCUAAC
Closterium sp. NIES-67 is the source of this 4492-nucleotide messenger RNA. NCBI's taxonomy places the organism in Eukaryota, Viridiplantae, Streptophyta, Zygnematophyceae, Desmidiales, Closteriaceae. The record is from the annotation of a GenBank genome assembly.